This is a messenger RNA of Pygoscelis adeliae (Adelie penguin), 3995 nucleotides long. It is a transcript of the gene GOLM1, whose product is annotated as golgi membrane protein 1. Lineage: Eukaryota; Metazoa; Chordata; Aves; Sphenisciformes; Spheniscidae. The record is from RefSeq and is a predicted model, not a curated record. The transcript is spliced from 10 exons. The coding region runs from base 188 to 1381 and encodes 397 amino acids. Gene Ontology annotation, cellular component: Golgi apparatus.
AGAAAGUUUGUGGUCAGCAGGCUUGAGUUCAUUGUACAAACUUUAAAUCUCCACUGGAAAAACGUUUGUUUGACCUCUUUUGACUUGCAAACUUGAAAAAAAAAAACCCACCCCCAAACAGUGUUGCUCGAGAGGAUGGUUUCCACACUGUUGUGGUCCUUUGGGUUUUUUUUUUUUUUUUCUUGAAAUGGUAGGGCUAGGAAACAGCUGCCGAGGGAUGAAGUCUCCACCUCUCCUCGUGGCUGCGCUCAUGGCGUGCAUCAUUGUUUUGGGUUUCAAUUACUGGAUUGCAAGUUCUCGCAGCGUGGAUCUGCAGGGUCGGAUCAUGGAUCUGGAAGGUAAAGUCCGCAGGGCAGCAGCAGAGAGGGGAGCCGUGGAACUCAAAAAGAAUGAAUUCCAAGGGGAGCUAGAGAAGCAGCGAGAGCAGAUUGACAAAAUCCAGUCCUUGCACAGCUUUCAGAUGGAAAAUGCCAACAGAGUACAUCAGGAAGAGAAGGCAGUGCUGAUGAGUAACAUCACAGUAAAUGAACAAUUGGUCCAGAGUCUACGAGAACACUUGAAAGACUUACAGACAGAAUAUAGAAAGCUACAGAUGGAUGUUCACUGGUUUCAGAAGAACCAGACUAACCUUCAGAAGAAGUUCUCAUAUGACCUGUCACAGUGCAUCAACCAGAUGAAAGAAUUAAAAGAACAAUGUGAAGAAAGGAUAGAUGAACUUACGAAAAAGGGUAGUGAUGUACCACAAAUCAAAGAAAACAAAGACUUCUCAGAAGAUUCAAAAAAAACCAGCCAGGUUAAUAUUCAACUGCCAGCCUUGAAGCAAACCGAGUUCAAGCAGGCUGACUUGGAACAGCAGAAACACAACGAAGAUGUACCUAAAGCAGUACCUACAGUAAAAAAGAUAGACUUGCUGCAGGCUAAAGAAGGGAUAAACGGCCUAGCUGACAUCAGAAAACAGGAGCCUAAGGCAGAAGAGAAGCUUUCUACCGAACUGAAAGCCCCACAGGAUUCACUCAAGGCUGCUGCAGGUCAUGAGGAGAUGCUGCCCAAGUCAGAGAAGGAGCUGAAUCCAUCUGAAGAUGAAAAACGUGUAGCGGGGCAAGAUGUGCUACCGCCGGCAGCAGAGCAGGCUGCCAGUGAGGAAAUUGAGAGGGAGCAACUCCUGAAUUACGAUGCUAAGCAGGAUGACUUGCCCCCUGGAAAGGCUGACAAACAGGAACAUGCAGCACUGAACCAGGACGUUGAUUACAAUUUAGAUGAGAAUGAAGCCGAAUCAGAAACAGACAAGCAAGCAGCACUUGCAGGGAUUGAAAAUGUUCAAAACCCUGAAGAUAUGAAGAACCACUUAUCUGAGCAAGGUGAAGAACGAGAGAGGUUGUGAGCAAAGGAGGUUCACGAUGCAACUUAGUCACCUCUUCAUAUAAACGCAGCAAUGAUGAGAGCAAAGUGAUCUGAGAAUGUUUUGAUUGUCAUCUUCUCAAGGCUUCAAUAAGGGCCCAAAUGAAGUAGUAGUUUCUUGUGAAGUUUUCGUACUGUUUCAGUGGUGAAAAAAUUAAUCUUAAAUCUCUGGAGGCUUGUUUUAAAGCACCUUGAGCUCUCCAAUGACUCUUUCCUUCUUACCGAUUAUAUAAUUGAAACCAGCUAGCAGUAAGUGUAGUAACUUUGAAGUCAGCUAACUCGUAUGGUCAUACUACAAUAACAGUAUGUGUGGAUUGGUCGUAGAUGGAGAGUCCUCUGCCAAGGAUGGCUCUCUCCCCUGAGCAAAGCAGUAGAGAAAUCCCCAGCCUAGUUUUAAGAGGAGCUUAAGAGGAGCUAACUUGACAAAACAUGGGAAGGAUGAAAAAUGGCCCAUGCUGCAGUCUACCCUUGUGCCUAUUCUGGCACCUUUUUACUGCCAUGUAGAGUCAGAAAUAUGAUUAUAGUCCUCAGAUAUUAUGCAGUAUGAUACAUUUGCCUGGGCCUCCUAAAUGAAAUUGCUAGCUUAUACUAUCUGUAACCAGGCUGAAACACUGUCCUGGUUGUAUUCCUGGCUUUUAGGUUAAAAAAAGAAGGAUUCUGACAAUAGCGUCUUCUCAUUAAGAGAUUAGCAGGAAGAUUUUUCUGAAAGCUUCGUUGGACCCCUGUUGACAAGAUCAGUACUAGGUAUAGUUCAGUUACCACUAACUUGCACAAGUUCAGAGUGUAAAAAUUCAAACUCCUGAAUCUUUCAUGACGGAAGCCAUCUGAAAUGGUGUGCUACCACUACCCUUUACUCCACCCCACCACUAUCUUCUGUUAAAAAGCGGAAAGGCAAAUGCUUGCCUUGUAGAACAGCAGUCUCAGCUGUUCAAAGUGACUAAUCUUCUCUGCCAGACUUUUGAAGAAGGUAAACCAGACUAUGCAUUUACCAGACAUCUCCAUGUCGCCCACGGGUGAAGCUGUAGUUGUUGUGAAGUCCUACAUUAUGCCCAAUGUAUCACAUCAUUGUUAAUGUUCUGCAGCCUUUGUCUUUUCUGUAACUCGUUGAAUGUAAACUAGAAACUAGUUUACUUGCAAUAAGCUAGAAAUACCCUCUACUACCACUAAGGCACCCUUACUGCAAUCCAGCCUGCAUUGUGUGUAGCCAGCUGUUUAGAAGAUAGUGUUUGUGUCUGUUCUCAGGACUGACACCUGUGUAUGGAGCAAACUCUGUGAGUAUGAACCAACCUCUGUCGAGACAGCACGGGAGCAGACAGACAUGACUAACUUCCCAACCAGCAAUUCUAUUUAAGAAAAUACAAAUUUGUCUUGGCUUUCUCUUAAUGCACUUCAUUUUGUAACUACUUACUUUUGUGGUGUGUCCUUCCUCAGUGUACUAGUUUACAAUGCCUGUACCUUAAGAUGCCUAAAUAUGCGAGUGGAAGGUUGGUUCUUUUGUGUAUGAAAAGAAUGUUAGUUGUCCUCGAGUGAAAGGCAGAACUCAAGGCAAGUGGUGCCUAUUAAGUCUCAAUGCAUAAACAAUUCACUGAUAGACUUGCCACAGUAACUUGAAUUCUUCUAAAAAAAACACUAGCUUCCAUUACCGCCUUCUUGGUUACUCUGUUUUUUUCACCAUUUAAGUCAGACUUCACUGGUCUGGGCUACUGCAGUCAAUACAGCAGGGAAAACAAAUGCUUCUAAGCAGGAGAGAAAAGGAGGUAUGAGCAUCUCUUCCAGCUGACAAGUAUUGGGAAACUUGGGCUAUUAUUUAUUUUUUGCAAAUAAUGGCAUGUUUUAGCAUCAAAAUGUUUACACAUAUUCUGAGUAAAAGGGGCAUUUUUUUAGGACUUGCUCUGUAAACAAUUAUAUAGCUGAGAUGAAGUUAAUCAGGAAUUUAAUAGGGAUUGUUAAAGAGUGUGUAUGCUCUUAUACAUUUUAUACCAACAACAGUAUAAAAUACAGUGAAACAUGGUAUUCAAGUUGAAUGAACGGCUUUAACUUGAAACAGGUAAAAUCUGAAACAAACAAACAAAAUCCUUAAGGUGAUUAAUAUAUUGCCAGAGAAUUAUUUUAAAACAAGUUGUUUUGGCUGUAUUUCUGUACAGUACCCAAACCUGACUGGGCUUCUUGCUAGCUAGCUAGCUGUUGUCCUCUCCAUAAAGACGACCGCCUUUGUACAAAGCACACUUGUUACACCUCUGACAGUAGGGGGUCUGAAAACCUGCGUAAGAGCAAUGUUCAAAAGCAUAAAGGAAUACAAUCGUAUUCUCAAUGGCUUCAAGUGCUACAGGAAUGUAAUUAGGGUGGUAGAUUUCUAGUAGGCAAGGAGCCUAUAUGUCUACUAUACAGAAUUUUAAAAUUAAAGGACUUUCAGCUGAACAAAAGAAGAUACAUUUGGAACUGUGGUUUAUGUAGUGUUGUCUAUCACUAAAAUUUUUAGUUGCAUGAGGCAGGGAAAGCUUCUUUGCUAUAAUCGUCUCGGGGUUAAAUUAACACUUGUCCUUGAUGUUUUUUUAAAAACUAAGCCUGAUCCAUUUUAGAUAAGCAUUUAAAAAUAA